Molecule: messenger RNA, 935 nt
Organism: Tauraco erythrolophus (red-crested turaco)
Lineage: Eukaryota; Metazoa; Chordata; Aves; Musophagiformes; Musophagidae
Source: RefSeq, a predicted model, not a curated record
AUGGACCUCGCACCUUCCGUGGUUCAGGCAAGAGCUGUGACCGCUUGGCUGUGGCGUCAGGCUCCUCCAGCUCGGCCAGGCACCCGUGGCAAAAUCAAUAGCAAGCUUGAUUUUAAGAGCAUCGGUUCAAGGCAGGCAUCUGUUAUGGAUGACCUUCGGAGACUUCUUAGGCAAGGAGAAUAUCCUCCUUUUAGCUCUGCUCUCGUGUUCGAAAGCAAGUUUGUCCAGGUUAAUGAAAGAGGGAAACCAAUUUCUAUCCAUAACCGACCCAUUUGUGUGACCAUUGGCAUCUGUGCUGCCAAUCCCAGUUCAUCAACACCCAACGUGAUGCUGGUAGCAUGCGAGGUGCCCAUGACCCCAGAGGAAAUUGUGACAAAUUUCUGGAAACUCUCAGAGCAGCCAUACCACACGGGACAGCUAGCACUUACCAGGUUGUUCCCCUUGAAGUUUGUGGAACUCUCUGUCCUCAGCAAAGAUAAGCAUCAACUCAUGCUAAAAUUAGUAAAUGGCCGUACCUAUUGUCUAGAGCUCUGUGCCCCGCCAAACCAGCACCAUCAACUAUUCCACCUGUGGCUCCGUCUCAUCUCUCUCAUGAAACCCACAGAAAAUACCAGCAAUACUGAAGUCAAUGUAAAACGCAAGGAUUCUGGCAUGUAUCGCGAGAUAGCUCCCAGCCCAACCAACACAUCAGAAAAUAGAGACAACCCACAAGACGUGCGUAACCCCAAAACACAGGAAGAAGUAGUUACUAAACAAACAUCCUCCAACCAAGUUCCCCUCUCAGGUAAAGUACAUCCCACAGAAGAGAGUGGAAGAAAACAGAAAGACUUUGACAGCUCCCUGAAACCAACAAGGCAAGAAAACACUAUGCAGUCAAAGAAUACAGAUCCUCUGGAUACAAAGGAAAGCAAAAGCACAGAAAAGAGUAAAACUAG